CGCGCGCGCGCCGCUGGAUAUGCUCGUCUCCGGUGACGCGAGUGGAUGCUGUGAUUGAUUGAGGAAUCUGAUGAAAUAUAAAGAAACUUGAAGAUUUGAGGACACGACGCGGAUUCAUGAUGGAGGACAUCAACAACGCGGGAAUGAGGAGGAGCGGCAGGAGCUGAGCUUUGGUCAGACACACACACUGAGGCCACUGAUGGUGUUCCUGCUGUCCAUGGAGGGUGUGAAUCCCUCGUUCGUCUCCAUCAACCUGUCGUCCACGCCGGCCGCGUCCCCCACACCGCUGCUGUGCCAGCUGGAGGUGUCCUCAGCUGCCGCCGGGCUGCAGAGUAACGCGUCUGUGCCUGCGCCGGUGCCUGCGUAUGAGCUAACGCCGGCGGAGCUGACGCUGCUAGCGCUGCUGUUCUCCGUCUGCUGGCUGAUCUCGGUGCUGGGGAACUCGCUGGUGUGUCUGGUGAUCCACCGCAGCCGCAGGACUCAGUCCACCACCAACUACUUUGUGGUGUCGAUGGCGUGCGCGGACCUGCUGCUUAGCCUAGCGUGUGCGCCGCUGCUGCUGCUGCAGGUGUGUGCAGGUCGCUGGCCGCUUCCCGCCGCCGUGUGUCGAAUCCUGCGCUUCCUGCAGCAUCUGUGCCCCGGCGUGCAGGUCUACGUGCUGCUGUCCAUCUGCGUCGACCGCUUCUACACCAUCGUGUACCCGCUCAGCUUCAAGGUGUCCCGCGAGAAGGCUAAACGCAUGAUAUUAGCAUCGUGGCUCUUCGACGCUGCGUUCGUAUCGCCGUGUCUGUUCUUCUACGGAUCGUCACCAUCUCCGAAUCACUGCGAGUUCUUCAUAGCCGACAGCUGGGACGGGCUAGCGUACGCCAUCGCGCAUUUGCUGUUUGGGUUUCUAGUGCCGGCGAUACUCAUCGUGUCGUUCUACCAGCGCGUGGUGCGCUACAUCUGGAGGAUUAGCGCUGACGGCCGGACGCUGCGCAGGACUAUGAACAUCGUGCCCAGGACUAAAGUUAAAACCAUCAAGAUGUUCCUGAUGCUGAACGCUAUGUUCCUGCUCAGCUGGAUGCCGUUUUACGUGGCGCAGCUGUGGCACCCGCGGGGCUCCGGCAGGCAGGGGGCGCUGUUCUUCAUCACCGUCACCUGGAUCUCCUUCAGCUCCACCGCCUCCAAACCCACGCUCUACUCCGUCUACAACGCUAACUUCAGACGCGGCAUGAGGGAGACCUUCUGCAUGUCGUCUAUGAAGUGUUACCGUAGUAACGCGUACACCAUUACCGCCAGCUCGCGGAUGGCCAAGAAAAACUACGUGGGCGUCGUGGAUCUGCCCGUGCCGCCCAAAACCCUCAUCAAAGACUCCGUUUACGACACUUUCGACAGAGAAGCGAAGGAGAAGAAGCUAGCGUGGCCGAUUAGCACAAACCCACCCAACACAUUCGUAUAAACUCAACACCCGAGGUGUCGUACAGGAGUAGAAGCGAGCGGUUUCACGACGACACCAUCCCUUCAGGUGUUGCGCACAUCUGCAAUAUUUGAGUGGAGUUUAAUGCGCAACGUUUGUGGGAGAGUCUGCGCAUGUCAGGAGCGCUGGGAGUGUUGCGAGCGCAGAAGCUGAAAGCCUGCGGUGCUAGCCAAUCCCGCGCGCGGAUCCUGACAGCACAGCGUUUGUGUGUUUGUGUUCUCCUGUUUGUGCGUCCGCAGGGUCAGUGUGUUGAUCUGCGCUUGUGUUCUUCUCCUGCUCGUCUGUACAGGUCGACUUUGUCUCAUAGAUGUGUGUGUGCGUGUGUGUGUGU
Messenger RNA from Danio aesculapii, 1790 nucleotides. RefSeq names its product G protein-coupled receptor 19 (gene gpr19). Gene Ontology annotation, biological process: G protein-coupled receptor signaling pathway. Gene Ontology annotation, cellular component: plasma membrane. NCBI's taxonomy places the organism in Eukaryota, Metazoa, Chordata, Actinopteri, Cypriniformes, Danionidae. Gene Ontology annotation, molecular function: G protein-coupled receptor activity. Bases 200 to 1441 code for a protein of 413 amino acids. The record is from RefSeq and is a predicted model, not a curated record. The transcript is spliced from 2 exons.